CUGGCGUACGGAGCGCGCGCGCGCGGCUGUGCUGAUGAGGAGUCGGACUGCUGUGUCAUUGUUCUGAGACAAACCCGUGCUCAGCUCCUCUGCAGCCUCACCGGUGCAUGGUAUUUAACGAGUUACCCCAGCCAUGGAUGCAGAAAAGAGUGGUGACAUUUCAAAUGUGCCAGACGCUGCAGCGCAGCAGGAGAGUCUAACAGUAAACGAAGUUGCAUCAAAACUGCAGACGCCAGUAGAGCCUGAGAAGUUAUCAGCUGCUGAACAGACUCAGAAUUUGGCUGUUACCGGCGAUAAAGAAGUAAUGGAGGUCAAGGACACCCCGAUCAAACAAGCGGAAUUGAUCCCUGAUACAGUGGCAGAAUCAGAUGAGUCGUCUAAAAAGGUAUCUGGCCCAGUUACAGCUUUAAGCACAGAACCAGAAAACAUUCAUCCUGUGCCAGAGAACACCCCAGAACAUUUGGCCCCGCCGACAACGUUGGCAGCGAGUGUCCCUGUACCAGCGCCAGAGAAAUUGGCAGCGUCAGUUCCAGAAGCUGAACCACUAGUGCAAACAUCACCUCAACCAGCCACAUUGCAACAGCCAGUAGAAGCCAAACAAGCAGAGAAAUCUGAGCCACAACCGCAGACCGCAAUGGACUCUGUGGAACAGAAGUCUGAAGAAAAACCAGUAGAAGGUUUGCUUGAAGCUGUAGCAUUAAAGGAGGAAUCAGCUGAAAAUGUAAAUAUGAAGCCUCCUGAGGAUGAAAAGAAGUCAUGUGAGUCAGAUGUGAUUAAAGAAGCUGAGCUUUCAGCAGCUGAAGGGGAAGUAGUGAAAUCUGAGCAGAAAGAGUCUAAAAAGGACACUGUCCCCUCUUCUGGCUCCUUGUCCUUUGCCCUCUUGCAACAAGAAAAGACCAAAGAUGCCCUGCGAACCUCCCGUACACUCGUUGUCCUCCGAGGCCUUCCGGGCAGCGGUAAAAGCUUUUUGGCUCGCACCAUAGCUGAGGCCUACAAAGGCCAGUGCUGUGUUCUCUGUGCCGACGACCACGGUGUGAAGCCUGAGAACCCAGAAUCAUCUGUGGAGGGUUACAAGGCUCUGGAUGAUGCUGUAGCUGCCUCCUGCAGUGCUGGAACCGCUUCCUCGGUGAUAGUGGUGGAUGACACCAACCACACCCAUGACAGACUGGCCCGAUUCUGGGAGAUUGCAGAGCAGCACCGUCUUGUUACAAUCUUCUUGGAGCCGCGUACCGAAUGGGGUCAAGAUGUCUCGCAGCUGACUAAGAAGACCGGACGGGGACUCAAGGAUGCCCAAAUGCAAGCCAUGAAAGGUCAAUUUGAGGAGACAUCCUUUCCUCUUUACUUUGGCUGGUUUCUUCUCUCCACAGUCCAAGACAAGGUUGGGUGCACGGCAAUGGACUUUUUAAAGACGCUGGACACUUUGGAGGCCUUCAAGAAACACUUGAGUGACUUUACUGGGAAACCUGACGAGGAGGUGGAUCUGGAACAAUAUUUCCAAGCAAGAGGGCUCUUACAUUGCACCACCAAAUUCUGCAACUAUGGCAAGGCAGAAGGUGCCAAAGAGUAUGCAGAAAACCCAUCUGUUGCAGCUUUGUAUGGUUCUGUAUUCGAGCUGUCUCUGAGUGCCCUCUUUGUCACGCCUCGCACAUUCGGUGCCAGAGUGUCCCUCUCUGAAGAGCAGCUCCUGCUGUGGCCUAGUGACGCUGAGAAGGAGGUGGCAGCCGCCGUCCCCGCAGCUGCCUCCCUGCCUCCGGGAAGCCGUGCCCACAUCACACUGGGCUGUGCGAAGAAUGUGGAGGCAGUCCAAACAGGUCUGGAUCUGCUUCAGAUUCUAGCGAUUCAGAAGGAUGGCCAACAGGGGGAGCAGGUAGAGGAAAUGGAGUUGGGAUCUCUGACCUACUAUGGUGAAGGGAGGUGGAUGCUCAGUCUCAGAGAGCCGAUCUGCGCACUGGCCUGCUUCUCCAGCUUCUAUGGGCCCAAAGAGUGCGAGCAGCCCAAAAAGGAACCAGAGAAGAAAAAGAAGUUGAAGUGUAUCGUACUCUAAACGGUGUUUUGGAAGAUUGAAUACAGAUUAAGGCUUACUCUGAAGGUGUGUUUAUGCAGUGUUUGGGGUUUCAAUUACAGUCACUCUAAACCCACAAGCUGUGCCUUGUUUAAUACUCUUUGCACCACGACCUGAGAUGCCUUCAGUCGGUUUAGGCUUCUUAAGCUUCAGUCAGUCACAAGUCAUUAGCAGAAUUACAGUGUCUUGCAGUUCUAGGCUUUUAGUAGUAAAACAUAAUCUCUCAUCUCCACAGUUCCUCUUGAAGUUGCAUCUUUUGGCUCCUGCCUUCUCAGUGUUUCUGUAUUUAAAUGUGAAUCCAUCAGUUAGGUACUCUGAUUGCAUGCAAACUGGGUUUAACAGUUUAUGUGAACACAC
Messenger RNA from Thalassophryne amazonica, 2419 nucleotides. It is a transcript of the gene cnp, whose product is annotated as 2',3'-cyclic nucleotide 3' phosphodiesterase. Gene Ontology annotation, molecular function: 2',3'-cyclic-nucleotide 3'-phosphodiesterase activity. The transcript is spliced from 4 exons. The coding region runs from base 134 to 2044 and encodes 636 amino acids. Gene Ontology annotation, biological process: cyclic nucleotide catabolic process. Lineage: Eukaryota; Metazoa; Chordata; Actinopteri; Batrachoidiformes; Batrachoididae. The record is from RefSeq and is a predicted model, not a curated record. Gene Ontology annotation, cellular component: membrane; cytoplasm.